Messenger RNA from Spinacia oleracea (spinach), 3440 nucleotides. RefSeq lists its product as uncharacterized. The transcript is spliced from 7 exons. Bases 674 to 2833 code for a protein of 719 amino acids. The record is from RefSeq and is a predicted model, not a curated record. NCBI's taxonomy places the organism in Eukaryota, Viridiplantae, Streptophyta, Magnoliopsida, Caryophyllales, Amaranthaceae. Gene Ontology annotation, molecular function: zinc ion binding.
CGCCGUACUCGACUAUUUUAUUUGAAGUUUUAACAAAAUGCCCGUGAACUUUGGGGAAAAAAGGUCAGAUAAUGGUGAUAAUUUCCUCAAAAAGUAUUUUUCCGCAAAACCCAAAACCCUAAACCCAAGUACCCAACCACUCAUCUCUUUCUGCCAUUUCUUUCUCCAACUUCAAGUCCAAAUUACCACCGUCUGUUUCCGUUUCCGGCACCUGCAACUGCAAACGGGUUCUUCUCUCUCUCCUCUAUUUCCUUACUAUCUGUCGCGGAUCAAUUUUUGCUGAGGAUUCAGUUUGAAGCUCUGUUCAAUCCUGAAUUACAACCUUCUGAUUGUUUUUAAUACUUGAGUUUCUGCAAGUACAACCAGGUCAUUCUUGAGAAAUCAUCCACAAUUGUCAUGAAGUACCUAUACUUCCCUCUUGCCUCUACUCUGUAAGGCCCCCAUAAGUCAAUGUGAAUCAAUUCAAAAGGUUCUGCAGCAUGUGAGUCACUCAUGCAGUAGGGUAACUUGGUGAACUUGGACAUGGGGCAAGUUAUACAGUUAAGCUUUACCAAGGGAUUUUGAUACUUUGCAUAUCGAACUUCUUGAUGAACAUUACACAAGACGAGGCUAAGCAUUGAUCAAAUUAUCUUCUCCAAAAAUACAACUUAUUUCCUCUGGAAGCUAAAAGCAGAUGGAAAUUGUUGAAUCCAUCAAAAAUAUAUCAGUGCAAGAUCCACCAGAAGGGGAAUUUUCAUCUGCUAAUCUGAAGUGGACCAAGUUUGGUACUGCUGAACACCAUGAUGAUGUAGCUAAAAUUCGUUACGAUCGGGUUGACGAUUUUAUAUAUGGGGAAUGUUCUAAUGUGGAGUUCCCAACUCGAUUUCAUAUUGAGAGAGGAAGGAAACGAAGGAGAGGGAGCUUAAAGGAGUACAAAAGUGAUGAAUAUUUAGAAUAUAAGCUAUAUUGGUGUUCAUUUGGACCCGAAAAUUAUGGAGAGGGUGGAGACAUAUUACCUAGUCGGCGAUAUCGUCUGAAUACCCGAAAUCGUGCUGCCAUACCACAGUCAAUGAGAGGUUGUACAUGUCAUUUUGCAGUGAAGCGAUUGUACGAAAGCCCGACACUUGCACUCAUCAUUUAUAAUGAGAGGCGACAUGUGAACAAGUCUGGCUUUCCCUGUCAUGGUCCUCUUGAUAGAGAUGCCAUAGGCCCUGGUGCUAAGAAAGUUCCAUAUAUUGGCACUGAGAUUCAGCAACAAACAAUGUCCAUGAUUUACCUUGGCAUGCCUGAAGAGAAUGUAGUGCAGAAACACCUUGAAGGGAUUCAGCGUUACUGUGAUGCAGAUGCAAAACUUAACAAGAUGGCCUCUCAAUAUGUACAGAAGUUGGGAAUGGUUAUUAAAAGAUCCACUCAUGAAUUAGACCUGGAUGACCAAGCUAGUGUUCGGCUGUGGGUUGAGCGAAAUAGAAAGUCUGUGUUCUUCUACCAGGAUUCAACUGACGUCGAUCCAUUUAUUUUGGGAAUUCAAACUGAGUGGCAAGUGCAACAGAUGAUACGGUUUGGGCAUCGCAGCAUCAUUGCAGCAGAUUCCACCUUUGGGUUAAAGAAGCUCAAAUACCCUUUGUGCACGCUUCUUGUGUUCGAUUCAAGACAGCAUGCGCUCCCUGUUGCAUGGAUCAUCACUCCAAGCUUUGCUAAGCCAGAUAUUUCAAAGUGGAUGAAAUCCCUAGUUGGUCGAAUACGUGCAGUUGAUACUGGAUGGAAGGUCAGUGGUUUUGUGAUAGACGAUGCAGCGGCAGAGUUGGAGCCUAUAAGGAAUAUAUUUUGUUGUCCUGUGUUGUUUUCUCUUUGGCGUGUCCGUAGAGCAUGGCUUAGAAAUAUAGUGAAAAAAUGCAGUAAAAUGGAAGUUCGAAGGGAGAUUUUUAAAUGUCUUGGUGAUGUCGUUAACAGCAUUUGGAAAGGACUGGAUUCUGCAGUUGCUAUUGAAAAGUUCAUGCAAGAUUUCAUUGAUCAAACGGCAUUCAUGCAGUAUUUCAAAGAUUGCUGGUUGCCUAAGAUUGAGAUGUGGCUGUCAAUAAUGCGGAGUGUCCCACUUGCAAGCCAGGAAGCUGCUGGUGCUGUUGAAGCCUAUCAUAUCAAAUUGAAAAGCAAACUUUAUGAUGACUCACAUCUAGGUGCAUUUCAAAGAGUUGAUUGGUUAAUUCACAAUCUUACCGCAGAGUUGCACUCUAGUUACUGGUUGGACCGCUAUUCAGAUGAACACGACACCUUCAAAGAUGUGAAGGAAACAUACAUAGCUUCAACAUCAUGGCACCGUGCAUUGCAGAUCUCUGAUACUGCUGUUUGCUUCCGUGAAAAUAAUGACUUUUUUGCCGAAGUCCAAAGUCAAAAGGAUAAUAACGUGUCACGUAUAGUCUGGAAUCCUGGAUCAGAAUUUGCUUUCUGUGAUUGUUCCUGGGCUUUGCAAGGUAACCUCUGCAAACAUGUUAUCAAGGUCAAUAUGAUGUGCAAAAUCCGUCAGGGCUCGGGUUCCAUGUCCUUCAAUUCAUUCCGAGACUUAUUAACAAUGUUGUUGAGAAAGCCCAUGGAUGAUUCAAUCGAAAUGGACAAGGCUAUGGCAUGGACACAACAGAUGCUAAAUCAAGUACAAAGUCUUGUUGAAAUUACUAGUGCAAACGAUAUUGGCACUGUUGUUAACAGUUUCCCAUUGAAAUGGGUUUCCAGAAAAACCAGGACUUCUGCUCGGAAACCAUCAGCAAACUCAGCUCUUAUAUCCGGCUCUAAUAGUGAGGACAGUAAUGAUACUGCACAACGGAACCACAGGAAACGAAAGAGACUGUCGAAACUUGGAUAAGCUGCGGAGAAAUAUACUGAUGCUGUUUUGAGUUGAAAGCUAGGUUGAAGAUUAUCAUGCCAAUUAAAGGUGACAGUUUUACUUCUUCGGUGCACUGUUACAUUCAAUUUCUAUUCUUGAUUAUUCCAUUGGGUUUAGCUGAACUCUAUUGAAUUGAUCUCUAGACCAAAACUAACAUUCUUUGAAGUUCAAGUUACAAAUAACUCGAGUGAGGCUUGCUUAUAAGGUGCAGGUUUUACUCAUACCUUAAAGGGGAGUAUUUGAAGGUAUUAGUCACUUGACUCCUCCAUGUAUAUUCUGAAAAUCUGAUCAUAUUCUUGGCUCCACAGGUUUUAGGAUUAUUUUUGGGACAAUCAUUUUGUAAGUUAUCUCUUUAUUGUUUAUGUAAUUAUACUUCAGUAUUUAGGAGAUUGUUUCAUUGUCAGUGGUGUACUGGAACGUCUAUAAUUUGAUAAUGCAUGAAGACGCGUCUGUAAUGUAGGGAUCAUACAUCGUUAAGUCAGCUGUUUAUACCAUUACAGGAAGGUGUAAAGAGUGACAAUACAAGUGUAACUUUAUACUACAUGCUAGCCAAUUUAGAAAAUUGUGCACUCUGUUUACUCUUUAA